AUGCUGGGGGCCGAGAUCCCCUUCCCCCGCCCCAGGAGAGAAGCUUGGCCAGAGCUUGUGGAGGAGCCUUCGCCGCCGGGGACCGGGGUGGAAGAUUCGGCUGGGCAGGGGAUUGCCACCACCACCACCUCCUCUUCUUCCUCCUCCUCCUCGAUGGCGCAGCGGUGGGAGGAAGAGGAGAGGCGGGGGGCGGCCCCCCUGGCCAGAGACCCCCUGCGCGGGGGGGAGGCGGCCGGGGGCGAGGAGGAGCCGCUCCUCAGGGGCAUUUUCCAGAUCGGGAAGAGGAGCUGCGACGUGGUGCUCAGCGCCAGGCAGCUCCGGUGGAGCCCCAUCCAGCCCGAGAGCCGCGGGGGUGAUUCCAAUAUGAACUUACCAUGUAAAGAGGAGUUUGUUGAAAUGAAAGAUAUAUUUUCCGUAAAAUUGAAACGUCGUCGUUUUGUAGGACAGAAGAAAGGUGGUGUAUUGUUAGGUAUCACAAUUUUUGUAUGCCUGAAAAAAGAAAAUAAACUAAAGGACACUGCCAUCAAUUUUAAUAAUUUAAGUGAAGACCACUGUCAUUCCUGGUUUAGAUGUUUGAAGGAAAUUUUGAAUGGCUUUCCAAAUAGACCAAAGUUCCUAAAAGUAUUUGUUAACCCAAACAGUCAUAAAAGAGAAGCUACUCAUGUUUAUUAUGAACAAGUUGCACCUCUCUUUAAGCUUGCUGACAUCAAAACUGACGUCACAGUAACUGAAUAUGAAGGACAUGCUCUCUCAGUGCUUACGGAAUGUGAACUCCACCCAUUUGAUGGGGUGGUUUGUGUUGGUGGCGAUGGGUCUACCAGUGAGAUAGCUCAUGGUCUACUACUUAGAGCUCAGAUGGAUGCUGGAAGAGAUACAGAUUACAUUCUUUCACCUGUCAGAGCACCACUUCCUCUUGGCAUUAUACCAGCAGGUUCCACUAAUGUUUUGGCUCAUACUCUUCAUGGAAUCAACCAUGCAGUAACUGCAACAUUGCAUAUUAUAAUGGGACAUAUACAGCCAGUGGACAUCUGCACUUUCAGUAGUCCAAGCAAGCUUCUUCGUUUUGGAUUCUCAGCUAUGUUUGGUUUUGGUGCAAGAACUCUGGCUUUGGCAGAAAAGCAUCGCUGGAUGCCCUCCAACCAGCGGAGAGAUUUUGCUGUAAUUAAAACACUGGCAAGUCUAAAGCCAGAGGAAUGUGAGUUAUCAUUUCUACCUCUGAAAAAUUCACUGCAGGGCUCCCAGGAGAAUGUUACAAAGAAGAAAGAGAGAUUUAAAAAAUCUGACAGCAAGGUUCAGUGGCACACGAUUCAAGGUCACUUCCUGAAUGUGAGCAUUAUGGCAAUCCCCUGUCUAUGUUCAAUGGCACCAAGAGGCUUGGCACCUAAUACCAGGUUGAAUAAUGGUAGCAUGGCUCUUAUUGUUGUACGAAACACUUCUCGGUCAGAGUUUAUAAAACAUCUGAAAAGAUAUGCCAGUGUGAAAAAUCAGUUUAAUUUUCCCUUUGUUGAGACUUAUGCAGUUCAGGAAGUAAAAAUCCAACCAAGAACUAAAAUUGGGCAUGACACAGAAGAAAAUGUGGUUUUGCAUGCUACUUCUGCAGAAGGGAAUUAUCCUUGGAAUAUAGAUGGAGAUUUAAUGGAAGGAGCAUCAGAGGUUCACGUUCGGGUGCACCCGCAACUUAUUAAUCUUUAUGGAGUGAGCAUUGAUGAACUGGAUGAUUCCAAAGCAAUGUGCAGUUGUCUGUAG
Messenger RNA from Emys orbicularis (European pond turtle), 1746 nucleotides. RefSeq names its product ceramide kinase like (gene CERKL). Gene Ontology annotation, molecular function: lipid kinase activity. The transcript is spliced from 13 exons. Gene Ontology annotation, biological process: sphingolipid metabolic process; phosphorylation. Lineage: Eukaryota; Metazoa; Chordata; Testudines; Emydidae. The record is from RefSeq and is a predicted model, not a curated record. Bases 1 to 1746 code for a protein of 581 amino acids.